Microthlaspi erraticum is the source of this 705-nucleotide messenger RNA. Lineage: Eukaryota; Viridiplantae; Streptophyta; Magnoliopsida; Brassicales; Brassicaceae. The record is from the annotation of a GenBank genome assembly.
AUGGAUUUAAGGAAGAUCUCAGCCGUUGGAUUUGAGUCUGAAGUGAAACAUUGUACGUCUAAGCCUAAGUCCAGUAUCAACAUCUCCCUAACGCUCUACCAAGACACCACCAUCUCCUGCAUCCUCACUGCAUUGGUUCUGGUUAAACCAAAUAUGGAAAUGGUGUGGGACUGUCUUCAAGAGCUCGGCGCUGUUAGCCAUAUGGUCGGACUUCUGUUUGAACUAUUGGUGAUUGUCCCAAUGAGAGUCCCAGUAGAUGAAAGCCCUGUCUUCCACCUGUAUCAUGACUGGGCUCUUGGCCUCAUCUUCUGGAAGAUCUGGACUAGACUGGUAAUGUUGGAUCAUUUGCUCCCAGUAGUGGGUCGUAGCUGGAGAGCAAAGUUUAAGAGAGUGAGAGACGAUGGCUUCUCAAAGCUUCAAAUGUUAUGGGCACUCAGAGAGAUUGUAUAUCCGAUUGUGAUGAAACUCCUAACAGCAUUGUGCGUGCCUUAUGUCCUGGCGAGAGGAGUGUUCCCAAUUCUCGGAUAUCCGCUAGUUGUGAACUCUGCGGUCUACAGAUUUGCUUGGAUAGGUUGUCUCUCGGUGAGGCUCUUCUGCUUCUGUGCAAAAAGAUGCCUUGUGUGGGUCUGGAAACUUCACAACUCCAUCCGUGAUGAACGUUAUGUCAUCGCUCGGAGACUCCAUAACUUUGGGGAAGCUGCUUAA